Molecule: messenger RNA, 1679 nt
Organism: Anopheles maculipalpis
Lineage: Eukaryota; Metazoa; Arthropoda; Insecta; Diptera; Culicidae
Gene: nAChRalpha6
Product: neuronal acetylcholine receptor subunit alpha-7
Exons: 13
Coding region: 93-1664 (523 amino acids)
Biological process (GO): monoatomic ion transmembrane transport; chemical synaptic transmission; signal transduction
Cellular component (GO): synapse; neuron projection; postsynaptic membrane
Molecular function (GO): acetylcholine-gated monoatomic cation-selective channel activity; transmembrane signaling receptor activity
Source: RefSeq, a predicted model, not a curated record
UUGUUCCGCUUCCGAAUGAAGUUGAUUAAAAGCGCGUGAAAUGUGUAAUCGCUUAGUGUGGCGAACAGUUUCGAGUGGCGUUGCGUUCAACGAUGUAUUUUGUUAUGGAUUUGUAUCUCAUCGUUUUGUGUCUGCUAGUCAUCUACAUUAAGGAUAGUCUUCAAGGGCCGCACGAGAAACGACUGUUGAACAAUCUAUUGGCAACGUACAACACGCUUGAACGCCCGGUCGCCAACGAGUCCGACCCGCUGGAAGUAAAGUUCGGGCUGACGCUGCAACAAAUAAUCGAUGUUGACGAAAAAAAUCAGAUACUUACUACCAACGCUUGGUUGAAUCUGGAAUGGAACGAUUACAACUUGCGCUGGAACGAUUCCGAAUACGGUGGUGUGAGGGAUUUGAGAAUUACCCCGAACAAGCUCUGGAAGCCGGACGUGCUCAUGUACAACAGUGCUGAUGAAGGAUUCGACGGAACAUAUCAUACGAACAUAGUUGUGAAAAACAAUGGAAGCUGUUUAUAUGUUCCUCCCGGUAUUUUUAAGAGCACGUGCAAAAUCGAUAUCACGUGGUUUCCGUUCGAUGAUCAGCACUGCGAGAUGAAGUUCGGCAGUUGGACUUACGAUGGAAAUCAGUUGGAUCUCGUACUCAACUCGGAUGAUGGAGGAGAUCUUUCUGAUUUCAUCACGAACGGCGAAUGGUAUCUCAUAGGAAUGCCCGGAAAGAAAAAUACAAUAACAUAUCAGUGUUGCCCGGAACCGUACGUGGACAUUACGUUCACCAUACAGAUACGCCGGCGGACACUUUACUACUUCUUCAAUUUGAUAGUUCCAUGCGUCUUAAUUUCUUCGAUGGCCCUGCUUGGAUUUACGCUUCCACCAGACUCGGGUGAAAAGUUGACCCUAGGUGUAACUAUACUGCUAUCACUCACUGUAUUCCUUAAUUUAGUUGCGGAGACGUUACCUCAAGUAUCCGAUGCAAUUCCGUUACUAGGACUUACUAUACUGGUAUCUCAAACUGUGUUUUCAUUAUUAGUGGGACAUGUUAUUACGAAAACGAGCGAAGCAGUCCCUUUGCUAGGAACAUACUUCAACUGCAUCAUGUUCAUGGUAGCGUCGUCGGUGGUGCUUACGGUUGUCGUACUAAACUACCAUCACCGAACGGCAGAUAUCCACGAGAUGCCUCCCUGGAUCAAAUCCGUUUUCCUGCAAUGGUUACCGUGGAUACUGCGCAUGGGACGACCGGGUAGAAAGAUCACACGCAAAACUAUUAUCCUGAGCAAUCGCAUGAAAGAACUGGAGCUGAAGGAACGUUCGUCAAAAUCGUUGCUUGCGAACGUGCUCGAUAUCGAUGACGAUUUCCGGCAUCCUUGUUCUGGCAUUUCCGGUUCUACUACCGCAAUAGGGGGCUCGGUCUUUACGCGUCUUACAACGGUCGAAGAGCAGAAUGCCAGCUCCGGCUGUACGCACAAGGAUUUGCACCACAUACUAAAGGAAUUGCAGUUCAUCACUAAUCGUAUGAAGAAAGCAGACGAAGAAGCAGAAUUGAUCAGUGACUGGAAGUUCGCAGCGAUGGUUGUUGACAGAUUUUGCCUUUUCGUAUUUACAUUAUUCACAAUAAUAGCCACAGUCACUGUGCUUCUAUCGGCUCCUCAUAUAAUAGUGCAAUAAUAAAAGCAGAAAGUG